AUGCCUCACAGUCCUGCGGUUCCGGAUGCCAUCGCGGCUUUGGUCUCGCCGCUCGCCACUAGCGAGACAGACGGCACCGUCACCGCAGCUCCUGAGCAGGAUGGACACGGAUUCCCGACACCACCGGCCACUCAGCCCGUCCGGCCCCGAGCCGCCAUACUGCGUGACCUCACUUCCCCAGCGCCGGGGGCGGAGCGCGCUGCCGCAGAGACGGGUGUACGGCGAGCGAGGCGCAGAUGCGGCUCCACCUCCGCCGCGUCUCCGGGCUCCCAGCGUUCGGCUCGGGAGGAGCCGCGCGCCGUUGUCUCCCGUGUCGCGGCAGCCGCCCGCCGGGCGGCGAACGAGGCCCGCAGCCUUCCGGGUACGCGUGUCGCCGUCGUGCCCGCGGCCGUCGAUCACCGGCUGACCGAGGCCAUCAAGUACUUCCUGCAGGGCAUGGGCUACACAGGGGAGGUAAAUCCCCGACGGAGAUCGCCCCUGCGUGCAAUGGAUCCAUCACUCUUCCCUGCACACUUUGCAAAGAAAACACCUGAAAAGAUAACWAUUACAGAGCCUUUAUUGCUACUAAUUUUGAGCACAUUUUGUACUUUGAGAUUUCCGUUCACCUUUAAAGAGGAUAACAAGCAUUCAAAGGCACCAAUUGUCCAGGCAACAAUGAAGGACCAUGUCUGAUUAUGUAAUGAAAUAUACACAAGUGUUUGCCGCAUUGAGUACCAGUAGUCCCCUUCCCGGCAGCCCCCCCGAGCCCCGGGGCGGGCGCUUUCGGUUCCGCCCUCUCCCCGACCCCGCGGUGGCGGCGGGCUGUGGGCACGGCCGAGCCCCGGGGCUGCCGCCGCCGCCGCGUUCCCGUCGCAGCCGAGAUGCUCGGCAGCGCCCGCUCCGUCUC
This is a messenger RNA of Malurus melanocephalus (red-backed fairy wren), 886 nucleotides long. RefSeq lists its product as uncharacterized. The transcript has 3 exons. The record is from RefSeq and is a predicted model, not a curated record. Lineage: Eukaryota; Metazoa; Chordata; Aves; Passeriformes; Maluridae. The coding region runs from base 1 to 672 and encodes 223 amino acids.